Dioscorea cayenensis subsp. rotundata (Guinea yam) is the source of this 541-nucleotide messenger RNA. RefSeq names its product costars family protein. The transcript has 2 exons. Gene Ontology annotation, biological process: regulation of actin filament-based process. The record is from RefSeq and is a predicted model, not a curated record. NCBI's taxonomy places the organism in Eukaryota, Viridiplantae, Streptophyta, Magnoliopsida, Dioscoreales, Dioscoreaceae. Bases 73 to 423 code for a protein of 116 amino acids.
GAUGGUUGGGUUGUAGUUCAGAGAGAAAGAGAGAGAGAGAGAGAGAGAGAGAGAGAGAGAGAGAGAGCAGCCAUGAAUGUAGAAGAGGAAGUGGGGAGAUUGAAAGAAGAGAUCCAGCGCUUGGGUCAGCUCCAAUCUGAUGGUACUUACAAGGUGAAGUUUGGAGUUCUUUUCAACGAUGAUAAAUGUGCAAACAUAUUUGAAGCAUUGGUCGGAACCUUGAGAGCUGCCAAGAAGAGAAAGGUUGUUACUUAUGAAGGUGAACUACUUCUGCAAGGAGUUCAUGACAAUGUGGAAAUACUCUUUUCCCACCAUCUCCAGGACUGCACCAGUUGCCACUGCUUAAUUUUCAACAGUUUUGUAAUCGCUGAUUAUGCAAUGUGUCCUCAGUGUUUCAUUUUCAGAAGCUUUGUUCAAGAAUAAAUGAUUUGGUUUAUUUCUUGUUGAAAUAUUAUACUAAACUGUGACUUGUAAGCUGUAUGAUCAAUGAAUUGUUGUUGUCAAUGUGUGAUAUUAUAUCUGAAAAUAAUUUGUAUGCUCA